Molecule: messenger RNA, 612 nt
Organism: Radiomyces spectabilis
Lineage: Eukaryota; Fungi; Mucoromycota; Mucoromycetes; Mucorales; Radiomycetaceae
Exons: 1
Coding region: 127-369 (80 amino acids)
Source: RefSeq, a predicted model, not a curated record
GCUCAUCGAAAUGCGUGAAUUCCAAUGCCCGACGCAGCAUAAUCUGAAUUUUAUUCUCACCAAGGCUAACCAUUUUCAAACGGUGAUAAACAUCAAUGGUUCCGAGUGGAAGGCAGAAGGACUUCCAUGACCAUCUAUAACGUUAUAAAGAAUAUUGCAACUGUUCUUUUGCUGCGUUUCAUGUCUGUAUUUUGCAUCAUUCUAUCUGCGAGUGUCAUAAAGACCGAUCAGAGCAUUCGUCAUCAUGUUUUAAGCUUGAUAGGAGUGUCAGAUCCGUGCCGGAAUGUGUCUCGAGUCACAACAGUGUUCUCCGUCUUUCUGUUGUCUCUUCGGCUCGGUUUAUCCAUCUUUCAUAUUUACCAUGUCUGACGGGCUCGGUAUACGUGUAGCAUUCCUUGGUAGACCACCUUCUGACGUGAUGCUAUUGCUCUCUGUGGCCAUAGGAUGCUGUAAAGGCUUGCGCGGACUGAAUCGGCAUCAUAUAGUGAUAUGUUGGUGAGGAUCCGUAAGUAAUCAAUUACAUGCUGCUAUAAAAAAUACACGUUCCCAUCCGAUAUUUUUUAUAUUGUUCAAGGCCAAAGUCUCCAGUACGGGGAACAAAUACGAAACAAG